AUGGUGCAGUCUUACACAGAUGCAUGCGGAAUCAACAUGAGCAACAUGGAGGAUGAUGUUGAGGGACUAUUUCUGCAGGCUGUGAAGAUAAGUUACACAGUUGGCCACAGUCUGUCUCUCCUGUUCCUCAGUGUGGCACUGAUCAUUCUGUGUCUCUUCAGAAAGCUCCACUGUACCAGAAACUAUAUCCACAUGAACCUGUUUGUCUCCUUUAUUGUGAGAGCCAUUGCAGUGUUUGUUAAGGAUGUGGUACUCUUUGGCACCGACUUGAACCAGUGCACCCUAUCCACGCCAUCGUGCAAAGCUGCAAUUGUCUUCUUCCAGUUCAGUAUCACAGCAAACUUCUUCUGGCUGUUGGCAGAAGGCAUGUACCUAUACACACUCAUUGUGGUCUUCUUCAAUGAAAGGGAGUAUUUCUGGUGGUACAUCGUGAUGGCCUGGGGUGCUCCACUGCUGAUCACUAUCAGUUGGACACUUGCCAUGCUACAUUAUGACAAUAUUGGGUGCUGGGAUUCAAUUGAUUCUCCAUAUUUUUGGAUUAUUAAGGCUCCGGUUUCUCUGACAAUUUUGGUGAACUUCAUCCUAUUCAUAUCUAUCAUUCAGAUCCUUAUCCAGAAAGUGUACUCAUCGGACAACAGGGGAAGCGAAUACAGGCAAUAUCUGAGACUAGCGAAGUCCACUUUACUGCUCAUCCCAUUGUUUGGGGUAAACUACAUUAUCUUUGUCUUUGUCCCUGACCAUCUGAAUGUCUACUUCCGACUGGUGUUUGACCUUGUUCUGGGAUCCUUCCAGGGUUUCAUUGUUGCAGUCCUCUACUGUUUUUUGAAUGGAGAGGUACAAAUGGAACUAGGCAGAAAGUGGCGGCGAUCGUGCACUCAGUGGUACCUCUCAGCUGAUUCAAGGUACUGUCCCCCUUCCAUGGAGAGUCACACCACAAAAGAAGGCACGCAGCUCUCCAUGGUGUCCUGUUACAACUCCCAAAUCCAAGCUGUCAAUACUGACCAAGCUGACUCAACCAUUGCCUGA
Messenger RNA from Hemiscyllium ocellatum (epaulette shark), 1026 nucleotides. RefSeq names its product vasoactive intestinal polypeptide receptor-like. The coding region runs from base 1 to 1026 and encodes 341 amino acids. The record is from RefSeq and is a predicted model, not a curated record. The transcript is spliced from 10 exons. NCBI's taxonomy places the organism in Eukaryota, Metazoa, Chordata, Chondrichthyes, Orectolobiformes, Hemiscylliidae. Gene Ontology annotation, biological process: cell surface receptor signaling pathway; adenylate cyclase-modulating G protein-coupled receptor signaling pathway. Gene Ontology annotation, molecular function: G protein-coupled peptide receptor activity; vasoactive intestinal polypeptide receptor activity; peptide hormone binding. Gene Ontology annotation, cellular component: plasma membrane.